Molecule: messenger RNA, 1203 nt
Organism: Fonticula alba
Lineage: Eukaryota; Rotosphaerida; Fonticulaceae
Exons: 2
Coding region: 1-1203 (400 amino acids)
Source: RefSeq, a predicted model, not a curated record
AUGUUUGCUGCUGGACCUUUGGCCAACCAAAUACCCGCCGCGAGAUCCCUCCUCUCGUGGCUGCUGCUGGCCGUGCUCGUGCUGGCCCCCGGGCUACAUGGCGCCGCCGGGCAGCCAUUGCCUGGCGCCAGGUCGCCUGGCCGUGCCCUGGACGUUGCCUGCCCGAGGGACACCUUCGCCGAUCCCGCGGAGCCGGGCCGGUGUUUACCGUGUGCGCCCUUUUGUGCGAUCUGCACCGGUGGCUCUUGGGCCGAUUGCGUGACCUGCAAGAGGGGCUUCUCGCUCGAGCCGAUGGUCGGCUGCGUUUCCGGCUGCCCGGAGGACUUCUUCAUGUCCGACGACCUGGCCGGGUGUGUCCCUUGCGCCAGCAGCUGCGUCCGCUUCAGUCAAGAUGACCCGGGUGCCUGUGCCGCCUGUGCCGAGGACUUCUUCUUGGACCCCUCCUCCGGGCAGUGUGUGUGCACCUGUCCGGCCCAGUGGCUCGGCACCGGUGGCAAGUGUGUUCCCUGUGCCGAGGACUGCCACCAGUGUGUCAUGUCGCCGGACAACUGCCACCGAUGCCGCUGGGGCAAGUUCAAGACGCGCGGUCCGGCGCCGGUGCGCUGUGUCGACGCCUGCCCUCCCGGGGAAUUCCCCCACGCGACCGGGCUCCUCGGGGCUACUCUGCAAUGUGCUCUAUGCAGUCCAGCCUGUGCCGAGUGCGAUGGGCCCGAGGAGGACGCCUGCACCAGCUGUCCCAUCAAGGAUGGCGUCCAGUGGGUCCUGGCCGAGGAGGGGCUUGCGCGCUGCCUGGCCGCCUGCCCGCCGGGGCAGUAUGCCGACGCGCGGGCCGUGUGCCGGCCGUGUGAUCCCGCAUGCGGGGGCGUCUGCGUGGGGGCCGGUCCCCAGGGUUGUGACGUUGGCUUGGUCCUCCCGCCGCCCCCCGGUGCGACCCCCUCCCCCUCGGCCCCGGGGGCCGGGUCUUCCUCGGCUUCGGCCUCCGAUGCGUCGGCCUCCCUUGCGGCAUCCUCGUCCGGCUCCGAGCCGGCCACCGGCCCGGGCACGGAUGGAGCCACCGUCAUUAUCAUCAUCAUCAUCGGCGUGAGCAUCGCCGUGAUCGGAGCCCUGGCGCUGGCCGGCGGAGUGUCAUUCGCCCGAGCCCGAAGCGCACAAAAGGCCCCCCACGGGCAGUCUGACCCGGUGGAGCUGGGUUUGCUCGGGUAG